Penaeus chinensis is the source of this 904-nucleotide messenger RNA. RefSeq lists its product as uncharacterized. NCBI's taxonomy places the organism in Eukaryota, Metazoa, Arthropoda, Malacostraca, Decapoda, Penaeidae. The record is from RefSeq and is a predicted model, not a curated record. The transcript has 4 exons. Bases 248 to 880 code for a protein of 210 amino acids.
GGGGAUUUUGCUACUGGCCUGCUAAGCCGACAGUCUGAGGAACCCCGGAACGGGCUUCCCCUGUCCGGUUAAGCGGUCGUGGGGGUAGUGUUUUAAUAUAAGAGAGAAAGUGAGUGAAGAAGAUGUACUAUGGAAUAUAAAGCAUCCAUAUUAUCACAAGAAAACGCUGAAACGAACUCUGUUUGACAAGAUAUGUGCUGAGCUGAAAACAGAGUAUCCUCUUCUUGAAGUGACUACAGUUGAAGUAAUGGAUAAAUUUAAGUACCUUCGCGGCCAGUAUCAGAAAAUCUUACGGAAAAUCAGGAAUACACCAAGUGGUUCCGCAGCAAAAACUGAUAUUAAGUGGGAGCAUUAUAAGACAUGCUCAUUCAUGCAAUCUGUGUAUGAUACGGGCCCUACAGAAUCCAGUUUCAUACACCCUGAUGACUUGGAACCACAACAGAAGGAAGUGGUAUUGUAUGAGGGACCUAUUGAGGACCUUGAAGAUACUGAAGUAACAGUAUCACCAACUUCAAGUUCAACUCCUUCCCCUCUGCCUGAUAUUAAUGAAGAGGUCAUCAUUGAAAUACCUGAUCAGCCCAAUACCAGUUAUGUAAAAAACUCACAAGUGGUAAAAAAGAAGAGGAGGAAAAUGGACAAGAGUGAUGCACUGGAUGAAAAAAUGUCGAAGACCAUUGACAACUUGCAGGAAGUUUUGGCACAGCAGUCCACAAAAGAUACAUGCCAUGGCAUGGUUACUGAAUCUGUGACGGCAGCCAUGAAGUUUUUCAGUGAUUAUAAAGAGGUGAAAAUGGACUUUACAUUGCAAGUGAUGGAGCUUAUUGCAGCAAAAACUCGAGAGUGUCAUGCCAUAGAAAUGAAAAGGCAAGGCAGUAAUUAAAACAGUACUGGAAAAUCAUGAAUU